AUGUAUUCACCAUGGACAACAUCAAUGCCUUGUUUAUUUUCAAGUAAUACUAUGAAUCAUAAUUGUGGAAAUUAUCAUCAAGAACAUCAAAUAAAUUCAGCAUAUAAUAGUAAUGAUUAUUUAAUAGAUUCAUUAAAUAAUCUUGAUUUAACAAAUCCAUUUAAUAUUAUUGCAACUAUAUCAUCAACAUCAUCAGUUUGUUCGUUGAAUAAUUUUAAUUAUUAUCAUAAUAAAAUAAAUGAAGAACAAGAAGUAAAAAGUAAUUAUUUUGAACCAUUACCUUUUAUUAAAAAUGAAAAUCAUUCAAAACAAUUUCAUUAUCCACAAUUAUCUCAAAAACAUACAAUUAUUAAACAAAUGAUUAAUGGAAAAGGAAAACAACAUUAUUCUCAACAACAUUCACAUUAUAAUAGUUGUGAGAAUCUUUUAUCAUCAAUGUCUCAACGAAAAAAAAGACAAAUAUGUACUUUUUGUAAAUCAAAUGGUGAAUCAACUAGUGUUUAUACUUCACAUAAUUUACGUAAUGUUGAUAAUGAAAUUGAAUGUCCUGUUCUUAUGGCUUAUGUUUGUCCAAAAUGUGGUGCUACUGGUAAAUUAGCUCAUACAAUUAAAUAUUGUACAGCUUUAUCUGAAAAUGAACGUGUUUCAUUACCAACAGUUAAAUUAUUUAAAGAAGGUCGAUCAUCUUCAGGAAAUAAGAAUUUAUUCAAAAAAUAA
Adineta steineri is the source of this 717-nucleotide messenger RNA. Lineage: Eukaryota; Metazoa; Rotifera; Eurotatoria; Adinetida; Adinetidae. The record is from the annotation of a GenBank genome assembly.